AUGCUAACUCCUGUUGUUGGAGUGACUGUGCACAGUGUAAUAUGUCUAAUAGGGCUAAUUGGCAACGCGUUCAUCCUUAUAGUGCAUUUCCUAGACUGGCUGAAGACAUAUGAAUUCAACCCUUGUGAUAUAAUCAUUAACAGUAUCAGCAUCUCCAACAUGUUUCUCCAAGCUGCAAUUUUAUUUAAUGAGGUCUGCUACUACAUGUUUCUGUUGUUUUAUGCUCAGAAAUUCGUAAUCAACUCCACGGUGGUUAUCAUGGCUUCACUGGCAUUCUGUAGUCUUUGGUGCUCCACCUGUCUGUGUUUUUACUAUUGCGUGAAGAUCACAAAUUUCAGUGGGACUCUCUUCCACAAGCUCAAGUCAAAGCUCCCAAGAAUGGUACCAUGGAUGUUAAUAAUCUCUAUUGCUAUGUCUAGUGCUGCUGGCAUACCAGCCUACUGGGACCUAUACUUAGAUAUUCCCACUCGCCCUAUUAAUUUUACAAGAAACAUGACAUUAACAAUGUCUUUUAACUUAAAGAGCAGGUGCAAUUGUCUUUAUCAGUUCUACAUGCUGUUUUCCGGUGUGGCAUUCGUCAUUAUUUUCUUUACAGCUGGGGCAAUUAUCACAUCUCUCUGCAAGCAUAUGAUAAGGAUGAGGCAGAACAGUGAAGGUUCUGGCACUGGAAAAAUCAAUUCUCACUUAUCAGCUGCAAAAACAGUUACAUCUCUGCUACUUCUUUACUUAAUUUUCUAUGGAACUUUGAAUUUAAUAUUUAAUGAUUCCUCCUCGGAAGUAGGCAGCUUAUUGUUUUCUUUCUGCUUCAUUGUGGUUGCCAGCUUCCCAACAAUAAACUCCAUAAUAUUAAUCAUGGGGAACCGGAAAUUGACAAAUGUUUUUAAGAAACUGUUGGGUAUUAGAUCUGUUGCUGGUAGUAACAGUGAAGUCACUGGAUCCUAA
Nanorana parkeri is the source of this 942-nucleotide messenger RNA. RefSeq names its product taste receptor type 2 member 39-like. Gene Ontology annotation, cellular component: membrane. Gene Ontology annotation, biological process: sensory perception of taste; G protein-coupled receptor signaling pathway; detection of chemical stimulus involved in sensory perception of bitter taste. The record is from RefSeq and is a predicted model, not a curated record. The transcript has a single exon. The coding region runs from base 1 to 942 and encodes 313 amino acids. Lineage: Eukaryota; Metazoa; Chordata; Amphibia; Anura; Dicroglossidae. Gene Ontology annotation, molecular function: G protein-coupled receptor activity; bitter taste receptor activity.